Messenger RNA from Penicillium samsonianum, 735 nucleotides. RefSeq lists its product as uncharacterized. The record is from RefSeq and is a predicted model, not a curated record. The transcript has 2 exons. NCBI's taxonomy places the organism in Eukaryota, Fungi, Ascomycota, Eurotiomycetes, Eurotiales, Aspergillaceae. The coding region runs from base 1 to 735 and encodes 244 amino acids.
AUGUGUCAUCAGGAAAUUGCCGCCAAUGGCUGGACCAGCGUAGCGGCUAAUGCGGGCGCCAUCUUUGGUGAUCAGCCUUUCAUCAAUAAGCCGGGGGCUCUCGCUCUCACUGACAUCAAAUUUCCAUUUGAUGAUCCAACGGUCGCGAAGACUUUGAAGUACGCAAAGGAAACCCUACAUCCCGAAACCUUCAAUCAUUCGAUGAGGGUCUACUUCUACGGAAUGGCUAUCACCAAGCAGCAGUUCCCCGAGCAAGCUGCUGCUCUUAACCCGGUGACUUGGGCAUUGGCAUGCUUGCUACAUGAUCUCGGCACGGCUGAGGAAAACCUAACGGCAACCCGGAUGUCUUUUGAUAUAUAUGGGGGCAUCAAGGCCCUCUUUGUCCUCAAAGAUUUUGGCGCCACUAAAGAUCAGGCCGAGGCAGCUGCUGAGGCAAUCAUCCGACACGAGGAUAUGGGAGUGGAUGGAACGAUCACAUACAUUGGUCAACUCAUCCAGUUGGCCACGACUUACGACAAUACCGGUUUCCAUCCACACGUCCAGGAUUUCGGCAAAAUGAUCCAUGAAACCACCCGCACUCGGAUAAACGAGGCCUAUCCGCGCAUGAAGUGGUGCGCAUUCUUCGCUAGCGUCAUUCGCAAGGAGGAGAAGAUCAAGCCCUGGUGCCACUCGACCCAUCUUGUCAACUUUGACAAUGAGAUUGAGGCCAACGCCCUCAUGAAGCAGUGGGAGUGA